AGGUUUUAUAUAGACUAUGAUUCUGGGUACCUUGAGCUUGAUAAGUCUUCAAGCACAUUUCUAGAAAACUAGAAAAUCCGAAAUACAAUGGGUUUGUAACACUUUUACAUAUUUCAAAGGUUAUGUGCUGUUUUAUGGACUGUAGCCACUGUAUGCUGCUGGACCUAAUAUUUCAUGUCUGCACGAAAAGUCAAGUUCAUACAGCAACAGAAACCGCUCCAGCUUUCAAGCGAGUGACGUGAAUGGACAGGACAGCAGUGAGCAAGGCCGCGCGUAUUGUCUGCCCCCCUCCCUCCUCUGUUGUCAACGAACAGCCUGAUUGGCUGAGGCCUGGAAAAGUGUUCGAGGAUUCAGAAUGUACAGGCCGCAUUAGCCAUAGCGAGGAAAAAUACAGGAAAACUACAACACAUUAAAUGACAGAAAACCAGGAUAUUUGGUGACGCAUUACGAAGUUUAUAAUAACAGUCGUCGUCUUCUGCUUUCUGAUGAAACAGAUGAAUCAGAAUAGGACCUUCCCAUUGCACUCAACCACCCAAAACAGGAAUCAGAUGUGAAGCUCAGCGUAACCAGAGCCAAUGGACAAAGGCGGCGGCCUUCUGGAGCUCCACUCCCAGGAUCUGAAGAUGCCCCACGCUAUGAUCAUGCAGGACUUCGUGGCGGGUAUGGGGGGCAUGGCCCACAUCGACGGCGACCACAUCGUGGUGUCAGUGCCGGAGGCGGUGCUGGUGUCGGAUGUGGUGACCAGCGAGGGCAUCCUGCUGGAGGCUGAGGCCCUGGAGGCCGAGGUGGUGGAGGCCCCCGACCUGGAGGAGGAAGAAGAGGAGGAGGAGGAGGAAGAAGAGGAGGAUGAGGAGGCCAGUGGAGGAGGAGUGAUCUUGGCCCACCACCACGAGUCCCUACUGGGGGAAGAGGAGGUGGCCAUCGAGGAGGCGCUGGUGGAGGAGGAGCAGCUGGAGGAGGACGAGGGUGUCGGGGAGGAGGAGGAAGAGGAGGAGGCCGCUCUGGAGGAAGAUGAGGACAACCACCACCACCACCAUCAUCAUCACCAUGUCCUAACCACAUCAGGCCUCAUGGUGGACGAGGAGGAUGAAGAGGAGGUGGGCAUGGGGGAGCAGGUUGGGGUGUUUGUGGGCGGCCCGCUGGAGCACGAGGAGCUGGUGUCUGAGGAGGUGAUGGUAGCGGAGGAGGCAGACGAGGAAGAGGAGGAGGAAGUGGAGGAGGCAGACGAGGAAGAGGAGGAGGAGGUGGAGGAGGCGCAUGUGAUCCACCAUCACCACCAGGGCCACCACAAGGGCCUGCCAGCCUCCACAGUCACCAUCAACACCGAGGCGGACGAGGACGGCAAAACCACGUCGGAGGACUACCUCAUGAUCUCCCUUGACGAUGUCGGAGAGAAGCUUGACAUCGGUGACACCCCUCUGAAGAUUAGCACGGAGGUGACGCAAGACGAUGACGAUGGCGAUGACUCCAAGGAGGAUGGCUACGGCUCCGAUGUCAUCAAGGUCUACAUCUUCAAGGCCGAGACCGACGAGGACGUUGAAAUAGGGGGCACUGAGGUGGUGACGGAGAGUGACUUCCAGAAUGGCCACGCGGUGCUGGAGGCGGCUCCUGGCGCUCGGCUGCCACGGGAGAAGAUGGUCUACAUGACCGUCAAGGACACCAGCCAGGGAGACGAGGAAAUGGGUUGUGCGGAGGUGUCUGACCAGGUGUACAUGGAGGUGAUUGUGGGUGAGGAGGAGGCUUCUGCUAUGCAGGAGUCCCAAAUGGACGACUCAAACAACAACACCACCACCACCACCACCAAGACCCUGGUGCCGGUGGCCUGGGCUGCUGCUUAUGGUAACAACCUAGAGGGUCGUCUGGAGGCGAAGCCAGGUGCGGUGACGCCCUACCUGCAGAUCAGCGACAGCAUCAGCACCAGCAGAGCGCUCAAGCAGAAGGCCAAGAAGAAGAAGAAGGGAGAGACGCGGCAGUGCCAGACCGCGGUGAUCAUCGGGCCAGACGGCCAGCCUUUAACGGUCUACCCGUGCCACAUCUGCGGCAAGAAGUUCCGCACGCGGGGUUUCCUGAAGCGCCACAUGAAGAACCACCCAGACCACGUGCUGAAGAAGAAGUUCCAGUGCACCGACUGCGACUUCACCACCAACAAGAAGGUCAACUUCCACACCCACCUGGAGGGCCACAAGCUCAGCAGCAGCAGCAGCUCCUGCAUCCUCAACAACAAGAACGCAGACGCAGCAGCAGCACACAGAGAUCGGGAACUCGAGCGGGAAAGAGAGCGGGUACCGGAUCAGCGCGAACGUCCGCCGGAAUACAGCGAGUACACGCGGCGCUACCACGAGGCCACCAGCCCGCUGGGCAACAACAUGCUGAUCCUGCGCGACAAGGACGAGCUGCCCAAGAUGCACCAGUGCAAGUACUGCGAGUACGAGACGGCCGAGCAGGGGCUCCUCAACCGCCACCUGCUGGCCGUCCACAGCCGCAGCUUCGCCCACGUGUGCGUGGAGUGCGCCAAGGGCUUCCGGCACCCGUCGGAGCUCAAGAAGCACAUGCGCACGCACACGGGCGAGAAGCCCUUCCAGUGCGCGCACUGCCCGUUCCGCUGCGCCGACCAGUCCAACCUGAAGACGCACGUGAAGAGCAAGCACGGCUCGGACCUGCCGUACAAGUGCGGCCACUGCCCGCAGGCCUUCGCCGACGACAAGGAGCUGGCGCGGCACGCCGCCGAGGCGCUGCAGGGCCACAAGACGCACCAGUGCCCGCACUGCGAGCACAAGAGCACCAACUCCAGCGACCUGAAGCGUCACGUCAUCUCCGUGCACACCAAGGACUUCCCGCACAAGUGCGAGGUGUGCGAGAAGGGCUUCCACCGGCCCAGCGAGCUCAAGAAGCACUCGGAGACGCACAAGGGCAACCGCGUGCACCAGUGCCGCCACUGCGACUUCAAGACCUCCGACCCCUUCGCGCUCAGCCGCCACAUCCUCUCCGUGCACACCAAGGAGCUGCCCUUCAAGUGCAAGCGCUGCAAGCGCGCCUUCCGCCAGCAGGGGGAGCUCAAGAAGCACAUGAAGACGCACAGCGGCCGCAAGGUCUACCAGUGCCAGUACUGCGAGUACAACAGCACGGACGCUUCGGGCUUCAAGCGCCACGUCAUAUCCAUUCACACCAAGGACUACCCGCACCGAUGCGACUACUGUACCAAGGGCUUCCGGCGGCCCUCGGAAAAGAGCCAGCACAUCGCGAGACACCACAAAGAGACGCUGAUGUGAAAAGAGGCAGGCGGGCGGGCGGACAGACGGGGACGGACUGUGUUGUGGAUGAUAAACACAACAAACCUGCACAGACGACACAUGGGGGGUAUUCCAAGAAUAUGGUGAAGGGUAGCCUGAUUAUCAUUGACGUUCAAAUCUCUUCGAGACUUGGUCUGACCAAGACCAUAACAAUAAACAUUUCCCAAACGGGAUGGUUGACCGACCUCCCUUGGUAUGCUUAUGGUUGUUUGCUUACCGACAAAGUGGGAGGAGUUCCCGUAUUUUCGGGAACUCAGAAAGUAAUUGCAUUGCUCUUGACCUGACUAAGUUGCAACACUGAAAGUGUUGCGUCACUAGGAGAGCACAGCCUGGCUAGGUGAAGGGAUAAAACCUGUCCAGUUUAACCUAAAGGAAGUGCCAAACCUGCUAUUAGAUGGCCCACAGGUCUCAUUUAGGGAGUGAAAAUGAGAACUCUAGUGGGGCUCUUCUAUUAGAUGAUUUGCCACUAGGUUAACUUAAUUUGGUUUACUAUGGAGCCAGUUUCUUGGAAUACCCCCUUGAUGUGUAUACACAGUCUCACAAACAUGCACACAGAUGUACACACACACACACACACACACACACACACACACACACACACACACACACACACACACACACACACACACACAGACCUCUUCACCCUGGUGCCACAGAUGAGCUGUUUUGCACACCAGGAUUGGAGGGGAAAGGAGCAUUUUUAGCGAUCGGAAAAAAUAACACUCUAAUCAACAGCAGUCCUUGUUUUGUAUUCGUUUUGUUUGUGUUUUGUUUUUAUUUAAUUUUCUUUGUGCAAUUUGUUUCCCCAUUCAGAGGAAUAGGUCUUAAAGAAAAAUGAUAUGUACUAGUACAGCUAUGACGAGAGAAUGUGUUGUCACAGAAAGAGACUCGGUUGGAGAACUUGUGUCAUGUUUUUUUAAAAGAAAUCAUUACAAAAUACUACAAACAAACAAACAGGCAAACGACAUCAAUUGACAUUCAGGGUCCUGAAAUCUGUCUAUUUUUAUAUCCACUUUGCCGAAACUGCAGGCUGCAGGCGGAUACACAAUGCGCACAUGAUGUGAAAAUGUUACUCGGCGUGUCUCUCGCCUGUGUUUGUGUGCGAGACUCAACUGAGGCUUGCUAAGUACUGAAGCCCCCAAGGCUUUCAAUCACCUUCACUUGUCAUCCGCCAGUCAUGAGUGCGGAGAGAGUCGGAAAGCUUCAAAACGCUUCAGGGCUCACUGUAUUUUUGUUGGGUUGUUUUUUUUGUUUGUUUUUUUUUAAAGCCGUUUAGUAUGUAAAAUCUUUUACUGUUCACUUCAUUCAAAAGCCAAUCAAUCAACGGAAUCAUGUCGGAAUGUUAAUGUGCUGUGGUUUGUGAUGUUAGCCACUCACACCAGCACCUGUGUGUGUGCGUGUGUGUGUGAGAGAGAGAGAGAGAGAGAGAGAGAGCUUGCGUGGGUGCGUAUUCUUGCACAUGUGACUGUGUGUGCGUGCGUGUGUGUGUGUGUGUGUGUGUGUGUGUGUGUGUGUGUGUGUGUGUGUGUGUGUGUGUGUGUCUGCGAGUGGGUUUGCUCCUGUCUGUUUCGUGCGUUCAUGUGUUUGGGAACAUUCACAUCCACUUCUCGUGAUGGACUUGAGCACUUGUUCCUGGUAACUACACUUACAAAAAAGAAAAACCCUAAGUACUUGUGGCCGCAUACACUGUACUUAAAGAAGAACAGUGCAGCUCUGAGGUCUUGUGUCGCGGUAUCAACACUCUAGAAGGCCUUCACUCCUUUUGUGUCAUGAAAAAAGAGGGAAUUUUUAUUUUAUUUUAAACUCUGUAAUGUGGUGGUGUUUUUUUAACUUGACUCCCUUGGCACCAUGUGAGUCAGUCACGGAAGCACGCUGACCUGCCACGAAAUGAAUGAACUGAAUGAUGUGUCUCUAAGUGUGUCUGUGUGGGGGCGAGGGCUCGAGUUGGAUGAGAGAGUGUGUGUGUGUGUGUGUGUGUGUGUGUGUGUGUGUGUGUGUGUGUGUGUGUGUGUGUGUGUGUGUGUGUGUGUGUGUGUGUGUGUGUGUGUGUGUGUGUGUGUGUGUUUCAUGCACUCAUAGGUAAAUGCCCAUCUAAGUGGAUGGACUUGCACGCAUUGCCAACCAUUAAUGGAAUUCUGUCAGGCCUUACAUGUGUUAUUUUACAUGCACUGAAUAACAAAUCUUUUUUUCUUUUCUUUUUUUUAAACAAGUGUGUGAUGUUCUAUGUAUAGUAACAUUUUUGCUCCAAAAGAUUGUGUAUAUCUUAGUAAACAAAAAAUAAGAGCACUUUAAUUUCUCUUUAUAUUUUUUUAUUGGUGUGUAUGCGGGGGGAGAGGAGUGUGUAGGCCAGGCAAGGCAUACUAAAUUAGGAUUAUUUAAAAUAAAAUUUUAAAAAACAAC
Molecule: messenger RNA, 5690 nt
Organism: Engraulis encrasicolus (European anchovy)
Lineage: Eukaryota; Metazoa; Chordata; Actinopteri; Clupeiformes; Engraulidae
Gene: znf711
Product: zinc finger protein 711
Exons: 11
Coding region: 576-3269 (897 amino acids)
Biological process (GO): regulation of DNA-templated transcription
Cellular component (GO): nucleus
Molecular function (GO): DNA binding; metal ion binding
Source: RefSeq, a predicted model, not a curated record